Molecule: messenger RNA, 882 nt
Organism: Aspergillus heteromorphus CBS 117.55
Lineage: Eukaryota; Fungi; Ascomycota; Eurotiomycetes; Eurotiales; Aspergillaceae
Exons: 1
Coding region: 169-663 (164 amino acids)
Source: RefSeq, a predicted model, not a curated record
GCCUCAGGAUCCUCCUCCUUGAGGGCUACCGACAUGCUUGGAUAAAGGUAUUCUGCUGUAUAUGAGAACUAGUCAACGAGGUUAAGGGGAGGAGACGGGAAAAAAGAGAGAACAGUGGGGAAGAAGAAAGCAUGGCUUGAAUUUUGUUUAGCUCAUUCUCACAUUCACAUGAAUCAAUGGGCGUUGAAAAAACUGAAGGUGAGACACUAUCACUACAUCAUCACUGCCUUUUGUCUUCAGGACCAACCUGUCCCGUUCCACCCCACCAUCUACACAGACUCCCCUCAUAAUCAACAUUUGCAGCCCGUUCACCGGAAAAAAAUCUGGAGGUAUCAAAAAGCAUAUUCUAGCCGCGCAUUUCAAACGAAAACCAACUUUACGAAAACCAGAUUCAUCCGCAUCCGAGGACGUCAACCAAACAAGCUGUUGUCAGAAAGAAACAAAAGCCACCAUUAUCGAUCAAACAAGUCAUCUCCCUCAACGAGACAUAAGUUCUCCCGCUCAGCUAAAAAAAAGGGCACAUAUUCAACCAGACGAAAGUUAUUCCCCGCAACACGAUACAAGCGAACCUCAUCUACGAAACAAGAGUUGUCCCUGACCAACCAGAUCGAACUCGUCUCCCAAAAUCAUGUCCAUCUCAUCAUCAGGGGCUGCUUCGGGUGAGAUGGCAACCCCCCAAGCAUCCCCGCUCUUCCUCCCGGAGCUCCUCGAGUCGAUUCCCCUCGACGUAGACAUGCACACCCGAUUGACAUCUGCACGGGUUUGCGGUCUGUGGAAUGAUCUGAUCACAAUCUCAAAAAAGAUCCAGACCGCUCUUUUCUUCGCCCCGUUAUCUGACGAGAAUUCACAGGACCAGCCAGGCACGAAGAACGCUCUCCUUAU